This is a messenger RNA of Mercenaria mercenaria, 3248 nucleotides long. Its product is annotated as meiosis-specific nuclear structural protein 1-like. Gene Ontology annotation, cellular component: motile cilium. Gene Ontology annotation, biological process: cilium organization. NCBI's taxonomy places the organism in Eukaryota, Metazoa, Mollusca, Bivalvia, Venerida, Veneridae. The transcript has 10 exons. The record is from RefSeq and is a predicted model, not a curated record. Bases 167 to 1675 code for a protein of 502 amino acids.
UAAUUUGUUUUAUCGCGCUUUCAAAUGUUUUUAGCAAGUUAAAAUUUAUCCUUCCACCCCUAGCAACCAGAAUUGACUCGUUCAUUUACAAUUGUCGCCAUUUUGUUGCAACGAAACAAAAAUAUAACCGGGAAAUUGAUAUUUACCUCGAGCAAAAAGUCACAAGAUGGCGAUGAUGCGAAGAGCACCACUUCAGACGGUCGCUCAGAGGGAGAGGCAGCUGGAAAACUCGCGUAGGCAAGAAAAUACGAGGGAAGAAACUGUUCGUAAUCUUGCUCGGGAAAGAGUCCUUGAGUCAAACAUGAAUCGUGAAGAUAGAAUUGAAAGCAAGAGGUUUUUAAGAAAUCAAAUGCAAGAACAGAAAGAAAGAGAAAUGGAAGAAACUAUCCUGAAGGCACAAAGAGAUAGAAUACAGCGCGAGGACCAAAUGGCUCAAGAGGAACGGCUGGCACGUGAACUCGAGCGAAGGAAGUUAGAUGGUAUUAGGGAUGAAAAAAUGAGACAACAAAUCAGGGAAACUAGUCUAGAAUUGAGAGAAUUAGAGGCAAAGUUAAAAUCUGCUUACAUGAAUAAAGAAAGAACGGCACAGAUGGCAGAAAAAGAAGCAAUGAAGUUUGAUGUUAUGAAACGUGAUGCAGAAAUCGCCAGGGAAAUGAUGGAGGAACACAAUCGUGCCGAGGAGGCGGAGCGCCAGCGUGAAAUGGAGCGCUAUAAGGAGAGUAUACGGUACCAACAGGAGCUUGAGAGACAGCUUGAGGAACAGGAGGAAAAGAAACAGCAAGCCUACGAGGAAUUCCUCAAGGAGAAACUCAUGAUCGACGAAAUUGUGAGGAAGAUUUACGAGGAAGAUCAAAGAGAAAGAGAGUUGGCAUUAAAAAAACAGAAAGCAACCCAACAGUUUAUUGCCGACUUCAAGCAGGCUCGGGACCAGUGGAAAGAACUGGAGAGACAGAGAAUGGAGGAGGAAAACAGAAGAAUCUUGGCAUUUGCUCGUGUUCAACAGGAAAGAGAGGCAGAACGUAUGUCAAAGAAGAAAGAAAAAGAACAAGGCAUGGCUAAAGUUCAACAAGCUUUGGCCCAGGAGAUUUCACGACAGGAUGAAGAAAGAGAAGAAAUGGAACGUGUCAGAAUGGAACUUCAUCUGGAAGAACAAGAAGAGAAAGAAAGACAGAAGGAACGGGAUUUGAUGGAGAGAAGGAUCCGACAGAGAUUGGAGUUACAAGAACAACAUGCUCAACAGAUGCACUUCAAACAGCUGAGACAGCAGGCAGAACAGGAGGAGGAAGAACUGUUCAGAAGACAGAUGAUGGACAAAUUCGCCGAAGACGACAGAAUAGAACAAAUGAAUGCUCAGAAGCGCCGCAUGAAGCAGCAAGAACACAAACACGCUGUCGAGAGACUUAUAGAAGACAGACGUGUUCAGUUCGCCGCCGACAGGGAACGCGAGCUUCUUGAACGUCGUGAAGCAGAGAAGAUGGAGGCGUUCAGAAAACAGAUUAUUGAAGAAGAGAGACAGAAAUUGUUGCAGGAACAUGCUAUGAGGUUGCUAGGGUACCUUCCCAAGGGAGUUAUCCAGAACCAAGGUGAUUUGGAGAGGCUAGGCCCCGAAUUUAAAGAAGCAUACCAAAAACGUCAAAUAGAUCCCUUCGAUGACGAGGCCUGGGAUAGAAGAUAGAGACUGUGAUAUUUUAUACUGAUAACUUAUGUUCAUUGGAUAUCUUUUUCUAUAAGAAUUAUGUUCAUUUUAUAAAUUAUACUUUUAAAAAAAUACAGGAAAGUGAAGAAAGGGAAAUUAAAGUUUAACAUGAAAACCUGAUAGGAAAGUUUUUGUUAUAAAUCUAGUGGAUGAGGCAACUAGUUUCAGUUUGAUAUAUUUAAAGUUAUUAUGAAAUGAAGAUGACAGAAGUGUAAAAUAAUGUAUAAGGUCAAUAGUAUUAUCUCUUAUUCAAAGAGAAAUUGGGGAAAACUUUUGUUAUGGAAAAGGCAGGUCAAAUAGUAGAUGCUAUUUGUGGAUGUUUUGGACAAAGAUCUGAUAACAUCAUGUUACUCAAUAAGUGAAAUUUUUAUGCUGUUUUGAAUUUUGUUGUUAAAGGAGAGAUUUUAUAUGUAAAAAUGUUAGGGUGACAAAAGAUUAUUAUGCAUAUUUGUAUUUAUAUGCCGACUAUUAUGAAAAGAAGUUGUUCCGUCCUGAUUUACACUGCCAAAUUCAGUUUCGGCUCGAGUUUGAUACAACUGGAGCUAGAACAGAUGAUAAAAACACUUAAAAUUUUAACUUAAUGAUAAUCACCACAUCUCUGUGAAAACCAAAUAUUAUUAAUCUAUUUAUAGGGUUUGUAUGUCCAGAAAAUCCCAUUUAAGCAACAUUCUUUGACAUUUUUCACUUUUCAUUUAAUAUUCUGUUAAGAGAUUUUUUUUUAAUGAACAAAAAGAACCUUCCAUAGAUUACAUGACACGUUAUAAAUUUCUGUUUCAUUGUUCUCAUAGUUUUAUAAUUAACCUCCAUUUUAUAUGAAAGUAUAUUUCUUUCAAUUUCAGUAUAAUUUCUAAUUUUAUAUUUCCAUAUUUUUCAACAAUCAGAACCAAAAAGCAAGUUUUAAAACUGUUUGUACCUUCGGAAGGUAUUUUUCCAGUCUGUCUUGGAGUUUAGAAUAGAUAUGUAAUUGAAAAUGCAACUCUGACAAGUAUAACACAACAGCUCUCGUAUUCAUAGCAUUCCCAAGACACUAGGUAUUAUCAAAUUUAUGUUUAAAGUAACUGUCUUUGUUGGGUAACCAGAAUAGAGAAAACCGAUUUAAGUUGAAUUAAGCACUUGGUGAACAUGAAUAAAUGUAAAUGAUCAGAUGUAAAAGUUUUGAACAAAUACAUUACUUUACCAAAAUUUGUUUUGGUUACCUUUAAAUAAAAGGUCUAACAAAUUUUAAGAAAAUCUGAACUGAAGAUGUAUCCAAAAAGUAAAACGCCAAAAAUGUGUACCUUUGCAGAUUGCACAGGUCAGAUCAAUACCUGUUGGUUCUGUUCUAAAGAACUAAAAUGGUUUAUCUUGUAGGAAUAUGCCUGUAUUGCUGAUUCUGUAAGAUGAAAUUUUUAUGAAAGUGUCGUUUAAACUUGUUGAAGUAAAUCUGAUGCUUGUAUAAAAAAAGAAACUGUUAGACUUGUGUACCUUUAUUUGUUGUAAAGUGUGAAUCUGGGUAGAUUUGCGCUUAUUUUUAUAUAAGGAUUUGAUAAAAUAAAGUGAUAUAUUAAGUAUG